CGUUCCUCAUUCUGCGUCCGCCACGACGUACCAUCGCGUACUCUCCCACUAUUUUGUUGCUCUGCUAAACACUCGACACCCCGCUAAGCCAUAAUCGUCUCCGGCCGUCCAGAGGUCGCCCACGCUCAUUCUGUCGUCUUACUCCUCACACCCACCGAAAAUGCUCGGGACCAUCGACUACUCGGUUAUCGUGCCCGCCUACAAAGAGGCGAGCAACCUGCGCCCGCUCGUGACGCGCAUCUUCGCCGCAUUGAACCGCAUCGACUCGCCCGUACCGGCGGGGCAGGUCGAGAUCAUCGUCGUGGACGACAACUCGCGCGACGGCUCCGUGGAGGUCGUCCAAGCACUACAGCAGGAGGGUUACAACGUCCGCAUCGUGGUUCGCACGACGGAGCGCGGGCUGAGCAGCGCUGUCGUGCGGGGCUUCCAGGAGGCGCAGGGCGAUAACAUGUUGUGUAUGGAUGCGGACUUGCAGCAUCCACCAGAAUACGUACCGCAAAUGCUCGCUGCCAUGUCCGAAACGAAACUCUUCGUGCUCGGGACACGGUAUGGUGCCGGUGCCGGUGCCGUAGACGAGGGCUGGCCCCUCUACCGUCGCGUUAUCUCAAACGGCGCUCGUCUGCUCGCCCUCCCGCUCACCUCCGCAAGCGAUCCCAUGUCUGGCUUCUUUGGCAUUCGGAAAGAAGCUUUCCUGAAGGCCAAGAAUCUCAACGUGAGCGGCUUCAAGAUCGCCCUCGAGCUCCUUGUCAAGGCGCAGAUCCACUCCAACGCGAUUGCGGAGGUGCCGUUCGCGUUCGGGCUGCGUGCAGCGGGCGAGAGCAAGCUGACGAGCAAGGUGAUGCGGCUCUACAUCGAGCAGCUGCUCGAGCUGUACUGGUACGGCUACAACGGCCUCAUUGCGUUCGCAUUCCUGCUGUUCAUCGCGCUCAUCUUCCUCGUGUGGCGGUAUCUGACCACGAGCAGCGAGCCGCUGAUGGCGACAACGGUGCAAGGAGGGGGGCACGGGAGAGGCUAGUGAGUGGUACCGCUGGACAUUUGAGUUGUGUAUCAUGCGUAAUAUAUACCCCUCUAUUCAUUGAAUGGGCCGGGCGUUCGUACGUGCGUUAGCUUGGGCAGCUCUCCGGAUUCAUGUUGGGGGGACCGCGGAGCGAACGAUUGUGUCUCUUGAUGGCUGAUGCUGUGGUUCGCAGGGCCAUAGUACUAGGCGAUUCUCAGUGGUCGUCGCACUCAAGCCUACUGUCGACGCAACUCGUUUGAGCCCGCCACGCAUGUACUCACGCUCACGGUGAUACCAU
This is a messenger RNA of Fomitopsis serialis, 1295 nucleotides long. Its product is annotated as nucleotide-diphospho-sugar transferase. Gene Ontology annotation, molecular function: dolichyl-phosphate beta-D-mannosyltransferase activity. The record is from RefSeq and is a predicted model, not a curated record. The coding region runs from base 161 to 1015 and encodes 284 amino acids. NCBI's taxonomy places the organism in Eukaryota, Fungi, Basidiomycota, Agaricomycetes, Polyporales, Fomitopsidaceae. The transcript is spliced from 3 exons. Gene Ontology annotation, cellular component: endoplasmic reticulum membrane. Gene Ontology annotation, biological process: GPI anchor biosynthetic process; protein O-linked glycosylation via mannose.